This is a messenger RNA of Scylla paramamosain (green mud crab), 5732 nucleotides long. It is a transcript of the gene stc, whose product is annotated as protein shuttle craft-like. Gene Ontology annotation, molecular function: zinc ion binding; RNA polymerase II transcription regulatory region sequence-specific DNA binding; DNA-binding transcription factor activity, RNA polymerase II-specific. The transcript has 14 exons. The coding region runs from base 153 to 4112 and encodes 1319 amino acids. Gene Ontology annotation, biological process: negative regulation of transcription by RNA polymerase II. NCBI's taxonomy places the organism in Eukaryota, Metazoa, Arthropoda, Malacostraca, Decapoda, Portunidae. The record is from RefSeq and is a predicted model, not a curated record. Gene Ontology annotation, cellular component: nucleus.
UGAGGCUGGAGUGGAGACAACAAGUGUAGCCGUGAUCCAGGUGAGGCUUGUCAACACUCACAGCUUGCCUCCUUAAGGCGGCGACACACGACCUUGCUGGAUGAUGCCCUGGCCCAUGAUGACCUGUGCCAGUGCGUCCAGCUGAGAACACCAUGGCUGAGGGCAGUGGUAACAGGUACCCUGGGCAGGCCCCAGGUUACUACACCGGGGGCUACCCAGUGCUUCCCUCGGGUCAGCCUCCUUCACUACCCAUGCAGAUGUUUCCUUCUCCUACAACUCAUACAGGAAUGUUCAUGUCACAGUUUGCACGGGAUAUGCAGUACAAUCAGUACCCAGGCCACAGUACCCAGUAUCCAAGCCACAACAGUACUCAGUAUCAUGGUCACAGUGCGCAGUAUUCCAUCCAUGGCAACCACUUUCCUGAUAACUCAAACAUCCAGACCAACAGACAUUAUGAACCCAGUCCUCAGUACUUUGGUAAUAGUCAUUACUCUGGUAAUGUACCUUUUCAGGACCGGACUAAUAUGCAAAGCCAGGCAAAGUACAUGACACCCACUAGUCCAAUUGCUUCAGUGUCAUUUGACAAUAGCUAUUCAAGACCUAAUGCCAAUGUUAUAUCACAUCCUCACACUACAGAACAGCACAAUGAAAGCAGAGGAGGACAUAGCCAAAGUAGAUUCAGUGGAAGAUCUGGCCAGAAUGUAAAUGCAGGCAUGAACUAUAGUCAUUUCACUGCAGAUCCGGAAGUAUCAGUGGCACACAGUGGAAGCAAUGUUACCAAGGAUGCUCAGUAUACAGGAAGAAGGGAAAACCAUGAAGUGGCAGUUGAAGCAUCACCAGGUUCUGUAAAUAAUACAGCUGUCAAAAGUGCCACUGCUCCAACAAGUUCCUUAAAUAAAAGUGCCAGUGAAAGUGGAGUGUUUAGUGGCCCAAGUGACAAUGGGGGGGCUCGAUCUAAAGGCAUGGUAAGGGGACGCGGAGGAAGAGGUAAGCGUGGUGGCAGAAAAGGUAGCUACGUCUCUGAGAGGCCAGGACAGCAGAAUUCUAAUGGAUAUAGUUGGUAUGAUAGUCAAGAAAAUCGAGCAGAGGAACAUAAGCGAGAGAGAGACAAUGCCUUAGCAGAAACGGCAGCCUUCAUGAAGAACCUCAGCAUUAAGAAAGAUAAUUCAAGUCCUCAGCAUGACAUCACAGGUGACAGAAGGAACAGGGGACGAGGGAAGUAUGACAGGGGAGGAGGAGGAGGAGGAGGAAGUGGUGGGGGUAGAUACCAGAGGGAUUAUUGUAGUGAUGACAAGCAAGGCAAAGAGUGGGUCAACAGGCAAGUGAGAACAGAGGGUGAAAAAAAUUCCUAUGAAAUGCAGAAUAACUAUACUAAGUUAAACAACAACAGUCAAAGAAAAGUGCAACCAACUGAUAACCUACAAAGUGCUGAUGAAUGGAAGCCAUAUCCUAAUAGCAAGGACUCCACUAGGACUGCAGAAGGAAAUGAUAAUAAACAGAACACGGACUUCCUUAGUGAAAAUGAAAGAAUGACUGCAUCCACUAAGUCGGGAGGAAAUGCAAGGCCUGCCAGAGGUCGUGCUCAGGGAAAGCAAGAAAGGAAACUAUGGGACAGUAGACAUGCUGGUAAUUCUCCAACCAACACUAAUUCUGGGAACAAGAGCCACUUAUCUCCAGAUAGCAGAUCCAAGGAGGAAAACAGCACUGCACCACCUGGAGGAAUGAGUGGCAAAGAAGAUGAGGAGAGCCAGCGUGACCGUCUCUCGGACCAGCUAACAAAAGGGACAUAUGAGUGCAUGGUGUGUUGUGACCGCAUCAAGCAACAGCAUGCCAUAUGGUCCUGUUUGGCAUGCUUCAAUUGCUUCCAUUUGGGGUGCAUCAGGAAAUGGGCUAAGAGUUCAACUGGAGAUGGUGGCUGGAGGUGUCCUGCCUGUCAAGGAUCAACUCCUAAGGUUCCUAAUGCUUAUAUGUGCUUCUGUGGGAAAAUGAGAGAACCAGAAUGGAAUCGGAGAGACCUGCCACACUCUUGUGGAGAAAUGUGCGGACGGAGACGCAAGAUUGAAUGGUGCAUACACAAGUGUACCCUUCUUUGUCAUCCAGGUCCUUGUCCACCUUGCACAGCUUAUAUUAGAAGGUCAUGUGCUUGUGGAGCACAAACACAGGAUGUGAAGUGCAGCCAAACUGAGCCAUUUGUGUGCGGUGGGGUGUGUGGCCAGGCUCUUCAGUGUAAAGGGCACAAUUGCCAGAAGCUUUGUCAUGAAGGGCCUUGUGGAGACUGUGAGGAGAAAAUCUGUCAGACAUGUCAUUGUGGCAAAAAUGUUCAGAUGGUUGCUUGCACUGAAAGCACUUACGGAACUACAACGUAUUCGUGUGAGAACAAUUGUGGCCGCUUGCUGGACUGUGAGAACCAUCGCUGUGAAGCCAAGUGCCAUCCGAGUGAGUGCCAGCCUUGUGAGCUGGCAGUGCAAACCAUUACCCGUUGUCCAUGUGGUAAGGUUCCACUGGAAAAGCUGUAUGAACGAGAUGGAGCUAUUCAGCGAAGGUCCUGUUCAGAUCCAGUACCCACCUGCAGCCAACCCUGUCAGCGUGUCCUCAAGUGUGGUGUGCCAGGUUCUUUUCACGAAUGUCAGGCUCUGUGUCAUGAGGGUCCUUGUCCACCCUGUCCCUUGGAAACUCCAGUCAAGUGCCGGUGUGGUGCCAUGGACUGUAACGUUCCGUGUUCUGAGCUCACUACAAAAGCAGAUGAAGCUACUUGUAAAAAGCCAUGUAAGAAGCUACGUCGUUGUGGACGUCACAAGUGUAAUACCCGGUGCUGCAUAGAUCUGGAUCACUUAUGCACUCUGGUGUGUGGGAAACUUUUGAGUUGUGGCCUUCAUAAGUGUGAAGAGCCAUGUCAUCGGGGUAACUGUCCAAGAUGCUGGCAGACCAGUUUUGAGGAGCUGACCUGCCACUGUGGCGCUUCUGUGAUCUACCCACCAGUGCCUUGUGGAACCAAACCCCCUGCCUGUGACAAUCCUUGCAACAGGCCCCAGGAGUGCCCCCACACUGCCACUCAUCUGUGCCAUCCUGAUGAGCCUUGUCCACCUUGCACUAUGCUAGUUGACAAGCCUUGCUUUGGAAACCACAAGAUGAUGCGCCGAACUCUGUGUUACUUGAAUGCUGUAUCAUGUGGUGGAAUUUGUGGAUUUCCUCUCCCAUGUGGUCUUCACAAGUGUCAGCGAGUUUGUCAUGAGCAGCCUUGUGUACCUGAGGGUAUGCUGUGUACUCAGAAAUGCAGCAAACCUCGAGAAACAUGUGGACACCCUUGUGCCACACCCUGUCACAGUGGACUGUGUCCUGACACUCCUUGCAAGGAAAUGGUUCAGAUCUCAUGUGAGUGUGGUUUGAGAAAAGCAACACUGCAGUGUUCUGAAAAUGAUCGUGAGUAUCGAGCAUUGGCUACUUCCAUGUUGGCUUCUCAAAUGCAGAACAUGAACAAUGGCUGUACUGUGGACCUUUCAGAAAUAUUCACUGCAACAGCAAGGCCAGACAAGCUAAAGAGACUGCCAUGCAAUGAGGAUUGCCUAACAGAGCAGCGGAACCGCCGACUGGCUCUUGCUCUGCAGAUUGAAAAUCCAGAGGCCCGAGAAAAGCUGGGCAGCUCUUCCACACUUUAUUCUGAGUUCAUGAAGGAAGAGGCCCGCAAGGACCCUAAUUUGGCAAAAAUGGUUCAUAGUGCUCUGGAGGACCUGGUGCUGAGGUCCCGGGAGUCUAAACAGAAGAGUUGCAUUCAUUCCUUCCCCUCAAUGAACCGAGAAAAACGCCACUUCAUCCAUGAAUAUUGUGAACAUUUUGGAUGUCAGAGUGAAGCCUACGAUGAGGAACCAAACAAAAAUGUGGUUGCCACUGCUUAUCGUGGAAUGUGUUACCUGCCACCUAUCAGUGUGUUGACUGUGGUGCAGAGGGAACAGGGCCAGCGCAAGGUUCCAGCUCCAGUUUGGUCUCUCAAGUCUUCAGUCAGUGGCAAUGGUCAAGGCAUGCAGAAGCUAGAGAAAUUGGGUUCUGUGAAGAAAGAAGCCGAUUCAUCCACUACUAAGCCACCACCUAUAGAUUAUUUUGAUUUUGAAGACUAACACAGAGAUAUGAACAUGAACAUGAACAGUGGAGUGGCCUCUUGUGUUUUAUAUAUAUAUAUAUAUAUAUAUAUAUAUAUAUAUAUAUAUAUAUAUAUAUAUAUAUAUAUAUAUAUAUAUAUAUAUAUAUAUAUUGUGAGUGUGAGCAGAAAAAUGUGAUGACCACAUGUACUCUUGUUUGCACUUAGACUUGUUUUAGUGCUGGUAGGUUUUUGGAAAUUAAGAAAAGUGGGUUUGUUAAAUCAUGAUAUACUGAUAAGAAUGGAAAUCAGUUCAUACAAUAUUGUCAGUUUUCAUUGAAAUCUACUAGCAUUUGCUAUACCUAAGUUACAGAGCAAACAGUUGUGCAUAUAUUAUGUAGCCUUUUCUUUCAUAACUAAUGAUUUAUCAUCUUAUGUAAUUUUUAUGGUGAGACACAUGUAACAUUGAUUUGUUCUGAACUUUAUUUUGUCUUUGAUGUAGAAUUUGAAAACUUGAAUUGUUAAAGUGUUUUGAUGCUGGACUUAAAGUGAGGAUAGACAGCAAGGCUUUCUUUUGAAAACAAUUCUUUUUGCAGUGGAUACUACUAAAAAAUAAAAAAAAAAAUUUUUAACUAAUGAAGGACAGUGAGGUAUCAUCUGAUAUAGGUAAUGUCUGGCAAUGAAUUAUCACUUGGUAAGUAUGAAUUUUCAUGUUUUAAAUUUGAGAGAACAUUUACUGGGGAAGUUAUAAGUUCGUACUGGCCUUCUUUUGAAGAGUCUUUACCAUCCACCUUAAACUAGGUACAGACAUGGGUUGCUUGGCAGGUUCAGGCAUACAAAAGUUCUCAGUGUACUGAUAUGACUACCUUUGGAGAACAUAAUAGUAAGGCAAUCCUAAGGAGCAUGAUCAUCAAAAUCUGGUCGUAGAGCAAUCAGUGAUUCUGAUGAUUGCAUACAUUAUUGGCACCUGUUAAGCUCCUUACAUUUAUGUGUUGAUUUUAUUAACAUUUUAAAGUUUGAUGCAUAACAGCAUUAGUUUCUGAUGCUCCCUUCUCCAGUGUAGUAGACACCACUUGCCCAGGAGGUGUGUAGCAUAUAUUAUCUGUACAAAACCUUCAUCCAAGCAGGAGGACUGUGAUAUUUACUCCAAGCUGCAGCCUAAUGUAUCGCAUUAGAUAUUUUUCUUCUUAAAUGUUACCAGAUCUUUAUGGCAUAAGAUGUGGAAAGGAUCAGAAGUUUGUUAUUAAUCUGGCCAUAGAGAACUUUUCUACCUGCUACUCAGCAGGCAGUGAUGUGCCAGGUUCCUCAUAAAAGACUUUACACUUUGGGGGGAAAUAUAAUUUCACUGUCAUUGGAUUCCCUGCCUCAACUUUUCUGACAUGUAACUCCACCCAACAGAGAGAGCAGUUGAUGAUGUGCUUAUUAUUAGUUACUUUUUUUUUUGAGACAUUUCUAUAACAUUGCUAUGGUCAGCCCAGACACAGUAAGCAUCUAAUGUCAAGGCAUGCACCUACUAAUCAUUCUGUUUCAUACUGAGCACAGGUAUAACAAAACUUUCCUUAAUUGUCUAUUUAUAUCUUGUGUCAUUAUUUGCAAUAAUUAUAUAUCAUUGUAUUUGAAACUAUUAUAAGUAUCAUCACAAUUACAUAAUUACAAUGUG